AUGCCGAUCUCCAACACAUGGACCAAGUCUUCAGAUGAAAUUCGAAAACUGGACAACGAUGUCUUCACGAAACGCGCGUUCUCGAAAGCUCUCACAUAUCAUCAGCAAGCCGCAGAACAUGAUCCGGCGGACUAUCGAGCCCCGUGGAAUACCCCAGCUAUUUAUUUCGAGAUGGGUGAAUAUUCACUUGCUGUAUGCUACACGGGGAAAGCGCUGAGUCUGGCAACUGAUGAGACUACUCGCCAGAAGAUCAUCAAUCGGGAAAGCAAGGCCCAUCUGCACCUUCAAGAAGUCGACAAGGCGAAGGUGGCUAUUGAGGAUCUGCUUGAUGGAGACGAGAAAAAGCACUGA
Messenger RNA from Macroventuria anomochaeta, 351 nucleotides. RefSeq lists its product as uncharacterized. Gene Ontology annotation, molecular function: protein binding. The record is from RefSeq and is a predicted model, not a curated record. The coding region runs from base 1 to 351 and encodes 116 amino acids. The transcript is spliced from 2 exons. Lineage: Eukaryota; Fungi; Ascomycota; Dothideomycetes; Pleosporales; Didymellaceae.